AUGCGACCGCUCACCGCACUGUUGAUAGUGGCCGCGUGCCAGUGUGUCUACUCACACCAACACUCGCGAACGUCGCGCCAACUUUUGCAAACCACAUUACACUCGCUCCUUGGACAACAUUACCACCCCAUACAACGUAUAUUCUCUUGUAGUCAUGAGUUAGGACCCACAAAAUGUCUAAGUGCUCUAAGUGUGUGGCGAGCAGAACGCGCCAUCAAAGCGUUCGCCCAGAAUCCCGGCAAACAGUUCAACCUGACUGAAGAUGUGGAGCAAUUCCCAUGGAAGAAGUUCAGUAAUGUAUCUGACGAACAGCUAUACACACAACUUUAUGAUGAUACCACAAAAUUGCUGCAAUAUCGGUCCCUGGGUUUCGACAUGAUACCCGGAUACAAUGUAAAACUAGGAUCCAAAGAAAAUGGAACGAUGCGUGUCGACAUUUAUACAAGUGACACUGCCGAAACUGGUCGAAGCAGCACGAAGAAAUUGCAGAAAAUGUUUCAUAAAUACGCGCCAUUUCUUCUAGUGCCUGGUCUAGUGGUAUCAGCAAUAAUCCCGUUUAUAUUGCCGGGUCUAAAGAUGAUGACUUUGAUGGUCGGAAUGAUGAACUCAAUGGCACUGAUGGGAGCAACAUUUACAAUACUUAGGAACAACGCCUUUAACGAUAAGUACCAACAUAAAGUUAUUUAUGUGAACAGUGGAUAUGAAAAUGAAAAGCAUUUUGCAGCGACGAACAAUGAGGAGCAUAUCCAUACGGAUCAUUAUGGAAUGGUCUACGAUGAAACGAAGAACCAUCCACAGCAAGCUAGUAAUGCAUUAGGUGUAGAAUUUGAUAAUAUGGAAUCUUUGCCACCGUUUGCUUUAAAUCCCGAUUGGCUGAAAGCGUAUAGCGAUGGUAAAAUAGUCGCUUUAAUGGGUCAAGACCAACAUAUUGAGAAAAAACAUUAAUAUUGAUGAAAAUAAUUUUUAUUUAGACUUGCCAGGUUGAAAGCGAACCCGACGAAUUUCAAUGCUUUAAUACUUUGUAAGUUUUAUACGUAUUUGCCCUUAAAGGUAAAGGUUAGUCUUUUCCAUCUAUAAUAAUGAAUAAUUUACAACUCGAAAAAGGGAACAUGGAUUUGGAUUUUGUAAUACUUAUAAUACGUUUAUUGUUUGUUUAUGUUGUAAUGUUAUUUAUAGCAAAGUUAAUAUUCUUUUAUGGAUUUAGUUGCCUUUAGUAUAUUUAUAAGAUUAUACCUCUAGUAUUAGUAAUUUAUUGACAUUGAUGUAGUAUCUAAGGUUAAGUUUUAAACUUACUAAGAGAAGGUUUAAACGUGCAAAGCAGUUUUUUGCGUGUUUUUUACUCUUUCCAACAUGAUUGUAAUUUAAAUAUAUGACCUUACUUCAUACCAUUUUUUGGUAUUAUCUGCCGAGAUUGCAUCCUAUUCAGUAUUUUGUGUUGUUUUUGCUAAUUAAUAUAGGUACUUACCUAC
Molecule: messenger RNA, 1469 nt
Organism: Spodoptera litura
Lineage: Eukaryota; Metazoa; Arthropoda; Insecta; Lepidoptera; Noctuidae
Source: RefSeq, a predicted model, not a curated record